Closterium sp. Yama58-4 is the source of this 2235-nucleotide messenger RNA. The record is from the annotation of a GenBank genome assembly. NCBI's taxonomy places the organism in Eukaryota, Viridiplantae, Streptophyta, Zygnematophyceae, Desmidiales, Closteriaceae.
AUGGGUUCCUCCGAUAAUUCGUCGACGACGAAUGCGCCAACGACCCCUUCCCUCCCGGCGGACUUCUCGACAACGCCGCACGUUGUCGACUUGAGCGCGGUGCCGAUUUUCAACGGGGAGCAUUUCUCCUCGUGGCGUUUCAAGCUCAAGGUGUACAUGAUGGAGCGCGACUUGUGGGGCUUCUUCGAUGGGUCGGCAUCGAAGCCCACGUCGGACGCUUCAACCGCGGAGAAGGAAGCGUGGGUGCAUAAGGACAAAAAGGCGUUUGCCUUUCUUGUCUCCAAGCUAAGCCUCCAACUCGUCCCGAUCGUGAGUCCGUGCAUCGACCGUGACGGCGCGACUCGUGAAGCGUGGAAGCGACUCGAAGGAGAGCACGUCUCCAAGUCGCUUCAUAGCAAGCUUCAAGCGCGCCUCGACUUCUUCACGGUGCGGAUGAGGGACGGCGAGUCAAUGCGCGCGUACGUCAACCGCGUGGAGGAGCUUGGCGAGCGCUUGGUGGAACUCGACGCGAGCGUGGAGGACAACGAUUGGAUCAUGACGCUCCUCGCGGGCCUCGGUGAAGCGUGGUCAACCGUGAUCACGAUGUUGGAUGGGACGCAAGACACGUGGAAGAAGGAGCAAGUGGUGGCACGCCUCAUCAACGAAGAGGCGAGGCGCACGAAAUUGCAUGGCGAUGCAAUUGGCGCGGCACACUUCUCUCGCGAUGCGAAGGCGAAAGGGACGAGUCACUUCAAGCGGCGCAACGACGGCAACAACCGCGGGAGCUCGAGCGGGAGCGCGGCGGCCUCAAGCUCAUCACGAGGAGGACCGGCCAACGCCAAUCGAGCUCGAACGCGUGACGGAGCUUGUCGUUUUUGCAAGAAGACCGGACAUUGGUGGCGCGAAUGUCCCGUCAAGCCGGCAAAUUGGAAGCCGUCAAGCGACGACAACCGGCGUGCGCAUGUGGCGACAUGCGACAACAACGACCGGGAGUUCGUAUUCGUCGCAAGUGGAACGAGCGUCGGUGGUGUUGACGCGUGGAUACUCGAUACGGGUGCUACUCAACACAUGACGGCGUGUGCGACGCUUCUCAACAACGUGACAACGGAGGCUCCCGUUAAGCGCGUGAUGUUCGGCAACCGUGACACGUUGGACGUCACGGGACAAGGCGACUUGCGGCUCAUGGUGGACGGCGGUCCACUCACCAUCAAGAACGUCUUGGUGGUUCCCGGGCUCGGUGCCAACCUCCUCUCCGUUUCUCAACUCACACGCAUGGGGAUGCGUGUGAACAUCGAAGGGACCAUGAUGGCGUUGAGCGCGGCGGAUGGCGUACACAUCGGCACGGCACGCCAAACGGGAGGACUCUUCAUGCUCGAUGCCCUCCCAAGUGUGGCGACGGCUCAAGCGGCUACCUCGACAACCACUCUCAAAACGUGGCAUAAUCGAUUUGGCCACCUCCACUACGACGCUAUUCAAGCUAUGGCAACGAAGGGGAUUGUCAACGGCUUGGAGUUUGUGCGCUCGAGUGGAGAUGAUGAGAAGUGUGUCGAGGCGGUUACGUUGGCAACUUGGAUUCGCAACCGGUGCGUGACCAAGGCGUUGCCCAACAAGACGCCUCUUGAGGCUUGGAGCGGUACGAAGCCGGACGUCACCGACCUUCGCACGUUUGGGUGUACGUGCUACUACCAUGUCCCGGAUGCUACACGGACCAAGCUUGAGGCGAAGGCGCGGGUGGCGAUGUACUUGGGUCCAAGCGCGGAUCACAAGGGGUGGCGCGUGUGGGACUUGGAGCACGGGAAACUCGUGGUGUCGCGCGACGUGGUGUUCUACGAAGACACCUUCCCCUCCAAGUCUACGAACGUGCCCUCGGUCAUCAUCGUCCCUCCACCCUUGGAUGCCGCGGAUGAGGCGGAUGAUGUUUCUACGGCUCCUCCUCCUCGUGCGAGUGAGGGGGAGAAUGGAUCGGGUGCGGUUGGAGUGAGUGAGGAUGAAGGAAAUGCCAAGGAACGUGACCCUUCGUCUCCUCCUCCUCGUAUCACUCCCACCCUCGCAUCCACUCGCACUCGAAGGAACCCUCAUCCCAACUCCAAGUUCGAUGACUACUCUCUCGUGGCGGGGGACGAUGAGGGAGGGGGAGACGCUAUGUGUCUUGAGGCGUACACCGACACCCCGUCCACCUACCACGGCGCCAUGAGCUCGGCGGAAGCGGCGGAAUGGGAGCGCGCGCUCCAAGAGGAGGUAGGCUUGCAUGCUUAG